This is a messenger RNA of Heterostelium album PN500, 801 nucleotides long. RefSeq lists its product as uncharacterized. The transcript is spliced from 2 exons. The record is from RefSeq and is a predicted model, not a curated record. NCBI's taxonomy places the organism in Eukaryota, Evosea, Eumycetozoa, Acytosteliales, Acytosteliaceae. The coding region runs from base 1 to 801 and encodes 266 amino acids.
AUGAAAGAGCACCAAGAUCAUGAAAUAGACUAUAUAGGAGAUAUCAAAAGUACACUUAAAGAUAUUCACAAAAAUAGCAAUGACAGUCAAAAUAUUGAUAGUAGUGAAAUGCUAGAAGAAAUCCCAGUGAAAGUUUUAUUCAUACAAUAUUGUUGGGAUUAUGGGGAAAGAUACACCUCAAAUUGCUUAGCAUUUGAACUUGAACAACUCAGACAUUUAGUCAAUACAAUCAAUAUCGAUCAAACAAAAUAUGAACAGACAAAUGAAAACACAGAUGAUCAAUACUCUCUACCCUUGGUUCUCGAGUCAGUUCGCCAUUGUGAAUCGUUACACACUUUUAUCAAUGAAAACAGAGACACGUUUUUUGGAAAAGAUAAAUAUUUUAAUAUCUGCCUCCGGCGGUCCAAGAGCCAAUAUAACAAUUUAGAUCUUACUAUCUUGGAUUUAAUUUAUCAGUUCAAUAGCGGAUACACACCCUAUAGAGCUAGUCCAUUGGUUUUCAAAUUUUCGUACAAUCAAAAUGCUUUAGAUGAAAUAAAAGCUUUACUACGACAAUCUGUUGUGUUGACCAGUACUUACGAAAGAUUCUGUUCUACUGGUGGCAGUCCAAUCAACAAUAACAACAACCACAACAUUGUGAACAAUAACAAAAAUGAAGAACCAAUUUAUAUCUCCACAUCAGCUGAAAGAGCUUCGCCAGUAGAUUUUAAUAAUGACAGUUCUACACUACAAAGCUCUUCAUUCAAAUCACUAUCAAAAUAUGAAUUAAUGGACCAUUCUAUAUCAAUGAUAAACAAUUAA